AUGUCACCUCUCUGGCGGUGUGAAAGCCUGUUGAGGAUUUUGGCAUUCUUAGAACCCAGCUGUAUCGAAGAAGUGAUUUUCGAAGAGUGGGUACUGCCUCUCCCAGCUCAAGAUCUUCUCGGAGAGUCAAGCGAGUACAAAUCAGCCCGUACAACGCUCCUCCAGGCAUCCCUCAUUGAGCACAAUGAAGAGGACAACACGAUAACCGUCAAUUCCCUGGUCCAAACUGCAGUCAAAGCACAACUGAGUGCCGAAGACACUGCAAAAGUCUUCUGGAAUACCGUCUGUAAUCUCGCAAUACAAUGGCCGUCAGCAAGAGAAGCCCCCUCCCAGAAAACGAUACAGAGCACACCGCCAAAGACGCAUUCCGUUUGCGAAUGGCCCAAACGUGAAAUGUUGUACCACCACGUUUUACAACUAAAGGAGACGUGGGAGAACAGGUUCAAAGACGAGUGGCGAUUCGAGCGUGGAUAUGCAUGCAAAUUUGAUGAUCUCUACGGUGCAGCUGUCAAGAUCUGUGACAGAAGCGAUGAUCCAGACAAGGAACCUCUGAUGGUCGACAUGUGUCUCGGUAUCGCUGCUAUUGCAGCGGAAACCAACGCCCACCCCUCCAGCAGAAAGCUCAAAUCACAGGCGCUAGAUCUUCAGCUAAAAUACCUCGACGGUACUAAGACCGAAGAUUCCCGCCUUUCUCGAUGCUAUGUCGAGCUAGCAAUCGCUUUGAUACAGGAUCGAGAGUAUGACAACGCGAUCCAAAUGUUGUGGCGAGGGGGGGACAUCAAGGCUCGUCUAGGAUUAUUCAGCGCACUUGCUUAUGCAAAUUUAGGACUUGUCCACAUAUUCCAAGGUAAGUACGACGCUGCGGAGGAGACUCUGAGCUUCGCUCUAUCCAUGCAGGAAAAGUCUUUUGGCAAGAUGGACAGUGUUUCCUUUCGAACGGGUCGAGUACUCUACGCUUACGGGAAUCUUCGAGCUGCUCAAGGACGUUUCGUGGAAAGUCUUACGUAUCAUCAAUGGGCCCUCAAACAAUUCCGCUCUACUAUUGGUAAUAGUCACCAUCGUACCGCAGAUGUUUGUCACAAGGUGGCGGAAGAUCUCAUCCGAUUUGAAUGCUACAAGGAUGCUAUGUCGAUGAUUGACCAAGCACUUGAGAUCUGGGGCCUCGAUCCUGGCGUAUACCAGCCAGAAAUCGCCCGUACGACCUUCCUCAAGGGCCAGCUACUAAAGGUCUUGAAGGAAGACGAGGAGGCAGACAGACUGAUUAAGAAAGCGACUGCUAUUCUGACAGCUACAGCUUCGUACCAUGGCACGAGCGGAUUUCAGGCAGACGCACAACCUAGCUCGGAAGACUUUGAUAGCCUCGUUACAUUUUGGUCACGAUAA
This is a messenger RNA of Letharia lupina, 1383 nucleotides long. RefSeq lists its product as uncharacterized. The record is from RefSeq and is a predicted model, not a curated record. Lineage: Eukaryota; Fungi; Ascomycota; Lecanoromycetes; Lecanorales; Parmeliaceae. Bases 1 to 1383 code for a protein of 460 amino acids. The transcript has 4 exons. Gene Ontology annotation, molecular function: protein binding.